Molecule: messenger RNA, 951 nt
Organism: Lampris incognitus (smalleye Pacific opah)
Lineage: Eukaryota; Metazoa; Chordata; Actinopteri; Lampriformes; Lampridae
Product: group XIIB secretory phospholipase A2-like protein
Exons: 4
Coding region: 40-663 (207 amino acids)
Biological process (GO): triglyceride homeostasis; arachidonate secretion; lipid catabolic process
Cellular component (GO): extracellular region
Molecular function (GO): calcium ion binding; A2-type glycerophospholipase activity
Source: RefSeq, a predicted model, not a curated record
ACCAAGUGUGGUGUCCUUAGCGCUUUCUGAAACCACAGGAUGGCAUAUCGAUCCCUGCUUGUCCUUCUGUUCCUCCUUGCCCUGUCCAUCUGUAGUACCCUCAGCCAAGACGCAGAGGUACCACCGACAGCAUCAGGACAGCCCUCUGACAGCCCACAGGAGGAAGAGGAGGGUGACUGGGGCCUCAGCUCCAUCAGGGGCAGUUUUGAGACAGUCGGCAGCUACUUUGACUCCAUGCUGGAGCUCCUGGGCGGGCGUGACGGAAUGUGCCAGUACCGGUGUCGACACGGUAAAGCUCCUCUUCCGCGUCCAGACUUCCAGAUGCCUGAGCCUGAUGGAUGCAGCACCUAUUUUCUAGGCCUUCCUGUUCCAAAUGGAAUGGACAUGGGCAUCCCUGCAAUGACCAAAUGCUGCAAUCAGCUGGACAUCUGUUACGACACCUGCGGCUCCAACAAGUACCGGUGUGACUCCAAAUUCCGCUGGUGUCUUCACAGUAUUUGCUCUGACCUCAAGAGGAGCCUGGGAUUCGUUUCAAAAGUUGAAGCAUGUGAGACAGUAGCGGACACCCUGUUCAACACCGUGUGGACCCUGGGCUGCAGGCCUUACAUGAACAGCCAGAGGGCAGCCUGCUAUUGCGAAGGAGAAGAAAAGGACGAGCUUUAGAUCGGCACCAGAACCCCAUCUUAUAUUUAUGAAAAAAAAAGAAAAGAAGAUGGACUGGAGCAUCACGUGAAAUACGGGUCUUUGGAUUGCAGUGUUACAAGAGACUGCCGUGUGACGACUUCUGUCAUUUAUUUGGAAGAUAUCGGUCUAGUUUGUUUGUCAAAGGCAUCGAUUUAUUCUUUUACAAACACUGAACUUUUGUGUAUGGGGGGGGGCAUAGUGUGUUAUCGCAAUUCAAAUCUGUAUUCUCUAAUUUCAGCAUGUGAUUUGAAAAGCUUAUUAAAGAUG